AUGGAGAACCCGCCAACGGCCAAAGAGCUUCCUCCAGCUCCCCUCCUCUCCGAACCCUUGAACAUCAGCAAAAUCAGUCGCACCCGGACCACUCCGGUUGACCUGGAUACCAUGGACAGUUCUGGACGGAGCAAUGGACGUUCGUCGAUCGACUCCACCUCCGAAAGGCCCAAGUCGCAGUCCGGGGAGGCGGCUGACACCGCCAGGGCUGGUCCCAGCGGUUUUUCGAAGCUACUCCGGAGGAAGAAGAACAAGAAGAAUCAAAAGCAAACCGAUGAACAGUCGACCGAUAAUGAUAGGGAUAUCCCGGGUUCGCGUGACGGGGAUUAUGCUGCUUCUUUGUUCGCGAAUGACAAUAAUCCUCUGCCUGAAAAUGAGGCUGGGACACUCUUGGCGGAUGAUUCUGAAUUGGACCGGUCCCUGCAAAACUCUUCCUCGAACAACGGCAUUAAUACCACGUCAUCGCCUUUGAUUCAGACAACCUCCAUCGAUGCUACUGAUACCGAGGGCGUACAAGCGGAUGUAGAAUCCGCCGUGAGUGGUCCCAGUGCUACUGCAUCCGAUUCCAAUCCCGACGCAGAUCCGUCGAAAUCUGCGACACAAAAUCCAUCGACUUUGGAAAUCCCUGAAAGUCGUACUGGUGGGAAACGGAGGGGCACAUCGCCUGGACGGCGAUUCAAGAAUGCGUUUAGCAGCUCUGCCCAAGACAAGAAGGAUACCGAGGGUGGUCGCGAACGUUCAUCUUCUACUUCGAGCAAGCGGAGUAUGACGCUCUUUGGAGGCAACGGUAGAAGAGGAAGCUUGUCCGCGAAGAGAGCACAAACAUCCCAUGGUAUCGUCGCCGAGCCACCUCCACCACUCCCCCCUAUUCGUACGGACCUCACAGAGGACAAGCCUUCCGAACUGUCAGAGCGCCCAAGAACACCGCCUCAUACAGCGUUACCGGUGCCAGCGCCGCAUACCACCGUGACACCACCUACGCCGUCAGAGCAUCGACUUGAGUUCCCCAAACUGAUCGAUUCUCCGGAAGUUACCAGCUCCCCCGAAUCGAUUACACCAGGCGAGGGUAUUGUCGUGAGUCCGUCAGGGAACAUGAUUUCCCACCGCCGAGUUCGUUCAGCGUCGUCCGCCCACCGGCCUAGCAAACUAUCGAAUUCCAUUUCCGUGAGCCCCACCAUCGAAGAAGUCAAAUCCAGCUCGAGGAACCCUUCUGCUGCCCAGCAGGCUGGCUUCUUUUCAUCAAUGUUUUCUGCAGCCCAAAACGCUGCCUCCACGCUCAGCAGCAGCCUGAAUAAUCAACCCCGUAAUCCAUCACAGCUGGACAGCACAACAAACGCAUCGCAGACCAAUAGCGGAGCGGAGGAUGCAAAAGGGGACAGCAACAAUAGCAACGGAGAAGAAAAGAGAUCACUGGCAAUUGAGACCCUCGGAUCUGGCGAUUUGGACUUCAGUCACCUGGAAGUAAAUGUACCUCCGGGUGGUUCAGUGUCGACCCCGGACGGGAUCGUUAUCACGAAGCCGGAUCUACCACCUGAGAAGCGCAAAAACAUGGCUGUCUACCAACGGGAUGAGGAGGCAGCAAUGCUGGAAGUUCCCCCUACCGAUGAACCUCUGGAGCUUGGGUCCACAACUUCUCUCCCCAAAGACUUUGGCGGUGAUCAGCCUCCUCCGAGUGGUGAUAUCCUGGACGCAGAUCUUGGCACUAGGUCAAGACGAAGUCCCAGUUUACGGGGCCGUCUGAUCGGGCGGCAUCGGGGUUCUUCUGCGGCUACAACAUCAUCCACUGUUGGUGCGCUUGCCGGUGCUGGUGCUGUUGCUUUGGCUGCCCCGGGUGCCACCCCGAGUGUUCCGCGAUCGACAGGGUUCGCCGUUGCUGGCAAGAAGCGUAACAGGGACUUUCAUCAGCUGUUCAGGAGUGUUCCUGAAGAUGAUUACUUGAUUGAAGAUUACAGCUGUGCGUUGCAGCGAGAGAUCAUUCUCGCUGGUCGUAUCUACGUUUCCGAAGGCCAUAUCUGUUUUUCCAGUAACAUCCUGGGAUGGGUCACCACCCUCGUGAUCAGCUUCGAUGAAGUGGUAGCAAUAGAAAAAGAGUCUACGGCGAUGGUCUUCCCCAAUGCUAUAGCGAUCCAGACACUGCAUGCUCGUCAUACUUUCCGCAGUCUGCUUAGUCGAGAGUCAACCUAUGAUCUGAUGGUGAACAUCUGGAAGAUUAACCACCCGGCUUUGAAGAGUUCUAUCAAUGGGACACGGGUUUCUCAUGGCACCGGCGACAAGACCGAGAAGGCCGGAGAAAGCGAUGUGGAAAGCGAUGAAGACAACGAGGAAGACGAAAUCUACGAUGAGGACGAAGACGGGGACACGGUGGACAGCUUUGUUGAGGCCGCAAGCGUCAAUGGAAGCGAACCAACAAAUCCAAGAAAGGCCCUGAGCCGUCAAGCCUCUGGUAAUAUUCCCAAAGCUAGUGCCAACGGACCUGACGCUGGUGAUAACGGCAACUCUGCCUCUGGGGAUACGGACUUCCCGGGGCCUGCCACACACGCGCCAACCGAAUACACUGACCCGAAUGGCCAGUAUGAUAAAGUCGUCAAGGAUGAAGUUAUCCCCGCUCCUCUGGGCAAGGUCUACUCUCUGGUUUUUGGACCGGCGUCUGGGGCAUUCGUUCCAAAAUUCCUCGUUGACAACCAGAAGUCAGGAGAGCUCCAGUUCUCGAGCGAGAAGCAAGGCCUUACUAAUGACAGUCGGAAUCGAGAAUAUUCCUACAUCAAGCCAUUGAACGGUUCGAUCGGCCCUAAGCAGACCAAAUGUAUCAGUACCGAGUACUUGGAUUUUCUGGAUUUGGAGAAAGCGGUACUCGUCACCUUGACCACUCAGACCCCUGAUGUACCCAGUGGAAACGUGUUCAGCGUGAAGACGAAAUACCUGUUCACGUGGGCGGCGGGCAACCAAACGCGCUUCCUCAUGACUUGUACCAUUGAGUGGACGGGGAAAAGUUGGCUGAAGGGCCCGAUCGAAAAGGGUGCUAUCGAUGGUCAAAGCGGGUUUGGAGGCGAUUUGAUCCAGGCUAUCAAAGGUGCGAUUGCUCCUCGUGCUCGCCCAGGCACGGCCAAACCUGGCAAAGGUAAGGGCAAACGCAAGAAGGGAGAUGCCGCUGGUCAAGAACCGGCGCCUGCCAUCGCGGCGACUGAUGCUACCGCGAGCAAAGCCGAUUCCUGGGGAAUAUUGGAACCCCUUCAAGGAGUACUCGAGCCUGUUAUGGAAAUCAUGAAGCCCUUGGUGAGUGGCAAUGUUGCCAUUGCGAUUAUUGGCAUUCUUCUUUUCCUCCUAUUUUUCCGAACACCCUUCCGGUCGACGGUGCCGUCGUCGCAUGACAUAGGGUGUCCGGGGUACACCCUUCCUCAGCGUCUUGCCGCUUAUGAGGAGAUGUGGCGGAGAGAAGAAAGUGAACUUUGGAGUUGGUUGGAGGACAGAGUUGGUCUUGAAGGGGCCCUAUUCCCAAUGGUCAGACCAUCUGUGUCACCAUUACGCCAGAAGGCUCAGCAGCUGCGAGCUGAACGAGAACUGUCGGCAAAGAUGAGCGAUGACAAGAUGACUGAUCGGGAGAUGGAUGCUGCCAUACGGACCACGCGCGAGAGACUCGAUGCUCUCGAAGACAUUUUAAACAAGCGCAAAGCGCACUCGAUUGUUGAAGAAGUGCAAUCACGCCAUGAGCUGUAG
This is a messenger RNA of Aspergillus chevalieri, 3714 nucleotides long. RefSeq names its product GRAM and VASt domain-containing protein. Gene Ontology annotation, biological process: intracellular sterol transport. Gene Ontology annotation, cellular component: cortical endoplasmic reticulum; mitochondrion; endoplasmic reticulum membrane. The transcript is spliced from 3 exons. The record is from RefSeq and is a predicted model, not a curated record. Gene Ontology annotation, molecular function: sterol transfer activity; sterol binding. Bases 1 to 3714 code for a protein of 1237 amino acids. NCBI's taxonomy places the organism in Eukaryota, Fungi, Ascomycota, Eurotiomycetes, Eurotiales, Aspergillaceae.